AGUCUCCCCAUCCGAUUAUUAGAGCCCCUCCAUAGCGGUUUAUUAUAUGUUAAGGUAGCCCUGACCUCCUUACCCAUCUAUCUCCCUUGUUCUCCCCAUUUCAUAAUUCGAAUUCACGUUCAAAUCUGUUGCCGCCCCCCUAUACAUCCUCAUAGAGCAGGCUAUGCAAUAACUCUGCGUGGGCAUUGGCAAUCUGCUCUCCAGCGCUUCAACUCGAACCAUCUCCACUAUCUAUCUACUAAAUUACCCCCUCCAUCCUCUCAAAAGUCAAUCGAGCGUGGCACGAGAGACAUAAUCACACAAUGACUCCCGUCUCGGAACACGAAGAUGCGAUUGCACAAGAACUACAAGCUCCGGCGCAUCCUUUGGACCACAAGCGCCGCCGUACCAUGACGUCGACCGAUGAAAUAGACAGCACCAUCAUCCGCCCUGGCAGUGUCAGAAUUAAUGUCAAAGGCGCUUUCAUCGUCGACCCCGAUACGGCGACGCCAGCCUCUACCUCUGGCGCAAGCGCGGGCGGUGCUGCAGCUCAUAACGGCCGAAUGAGCCCGACGCACCCCGAAACGAGCGACAUCCGGUUGCCAUACCACACUGCGAUUGUGAGCCAUAUUGCGAUUGACAUUGGCGGAUCGCUUAUAAAGCUCGUUUACUUCUCGCGCGAAGUUGAUUCUACGGAUCCCGGCGGCCGACUGAACUUUCAAAGCUUCGAAACAGAUCGCAUUGAUGACUGUGUGGAGUUUAUGCGACAUCUGCGUGAUAACCAACUUGUCAAUGGCUCACAACCGGGAGAGUUGUGUGUGAUGGCGACUGGUGGUGGCGCGUACAAGUAUUAUGACAAAAUUCGAGCCGCACUCGAAGUGGACGUAUCGCAAGAGGAUGAGAUGGAAUGUCUCAUCAUUGGACUCGACUUUUUCAUAACCGAAAUCCCCCGCGAGGUCUUUACGUACUCCGAAACAGAUCCCAUGCACUUCGUCGUGCCACAGGAUAAUAUAUAUCCUUAUCUGCUCGUAAAUAUCGGCUCAGGCGUCUCAUUCCUCAAGGUCACUGGGCCAAGAUCAUAUCAGCGAGUCGGAGGUACAUCACUCGGUGGUGGUACUCUCUGGGGUCUCUUGUCUCUGCUCACUGGCGCGCGAACUUUUGACGAGAUGCUUGAGCAAGCCGCUCACGGCGACAAUGCCAACGUCGAUAUGCUAGUUGGCGACAUCUAUGGAACAGACUAUGGCAAGAUAGGACUCAAGAGCACAACAAUCGCUUCGUCCUUUGGUAAAGUUUUUCGUAUGAAGAGAGAGGCCGAAUCAGCAGCCGAAGAUGGCAGAUCUGCUACGCCGGAAGACGCAUCCUUCAACAGCGCAGAUGUUUCAAGGUCUCUCCUGUACGCCAUCUCAAACAAUAUUGGACAGAUCGCCUACCUGCAGUCCCAAAUUCACAACCUAUCCAAUAUUUAUUUCGGUGGUUCUUUCAUCAGAGGCCAUCGUCAGACCAUUAACACACUAAGCUAUGCCAUCAAGUUCUGGAGUAAGGGGGAGAAGCAAGCAUACUUCCUCCGUCAUGAGGGUUACCUGGGAGCAGUUGGCGCAUUCCUCAAAAGGAAGCCCAAGAACUGGGGCCGCAAAGGAAGUCUUGAGGGCAUGGAUGACCUAGCUGAGUUACGGACGAAUCUCCGCGAAGGGGCACCUAUCUCCAGUACAUCAUAAAUUUCAACGAGCGCAUUGGGACGUCAAACCAUGUCAGGGAUUUCCCAUUCAGCAAACACUGAAAGGCCUCAAACUAUCGGAAGUUGAUUUGAAGUUGCGUUAGGUCGACUUGUCAAGCAACAAACAAAUGUGGUUGUAUCUAUCACCUUCCACAAGCAGCAUUUUAUGGCGCAGUAUCUCAGGCGUUUGGUACAUAUUUGGGUUGGCAAUCGUUUUUCUUUCACUUGAGGGCAUGGGGCAUUGUUAUACAGAAAGUAUCAGCGGCGGAUGAGCAUUUUGCUUGUUUGUUUAGAGAUCAGGAAGCUCUAUUGAACACAUAAGGGUAGCUACAUCAAGCGCAGCAAGUUUCUGGCAGCCUGCCGUAGUGCUCGUUGUGUAAUUUUAUGCUAACGGGCUUUUUGGCAAGGCCCUUUGAUCCAGGAAGAAUGCUUAUGGUUGCACAGCAUAUGUGCUUGUUCUUAAUAUUGUGUUGAAAGUAUAGAAGAUAUGUACUUGUAGCAUGAUGUCAGAUUCAAAUCAUUUGUAUAAAUGCUUUUAUUAACUUGA
Molecule: messenger RNA, 2240 nt
Organism: Fusarium verticillioides 7600
Lineage: Eukaryota; Fungi; Ascomycota; Sordariomycetes; Hypocreales; Nectriaceae
Product: type II pantothenate kinase
Exons: 3
Coding region: 303-1694 (463 amino acids)
Biological process (GO): coenzyme A biosynthetic process
Cellular component (GO): nucleus; cytosol
Molecular function (GO): pantothenate kinase activity; ATP binding
Source: RefSeq, a predicted model, not a curated record